CUCAGCCCGAUCCACCCCGGGCUCUCUAUCGCCCCCCAAAAUUUCCUUUCGCUUUCGAUCUCUGGCUGUCACCCGGCCUGGCCCCUUCCACGCCCAGCCGGGGCAAGCCUGAUCUGGCCAUAGGCAUGAGGGGCCUCCGGCCGAGAUGAUAGUGCUGGCGCCAGCCUGGAGCCCAACUACCUCCCUGCUGCUGCUGCUACUGCUCAGCCCUGGCCUCCGCGGGUCCCCCGACUGUUCCUUCAGCCACAGCCCCAUCUCCUCCACCUUCAAGGUCACCAUCCGAAAGCUGUCUGAUUACCUGCUUCAGGAUUACCCAGUCACCGUCGCCUCCAACCUACAGGACGACGAGCUCUGUGGGCCAUUCUGGCACCUGGUCCUGGCCCAGCGCUGGAUGGGUCGGCUCAAGGCUGUGGCUGGGUCCCAGAUGCAAAGCCUGCUGGAGGCGGUCAACACCGAGAUACAUUUUGUCACCUUGUGUGCCUUCCAGCCCCUCCCCAGCUGUCUUCGAUUCGUCCAGACCAACAUCUCCCACCUCCUGCAGGACACCUCCGAGCAGCUGGCGGCCUUGAAGCCCUGGAUCACCCGCAGGAAUUUCUCGGGGUGCCUGGAGCUACAGUGUCAGCCCGCAGACUCCUCCACCCCACUGCCCCCAAGGAGCCCCAGGGCCUUGGAGGCCACAGCCCUGCCAGCCCCUCAGGCCCCUCUGCUGCUCCUCCUGCUGCUGUUGCCUGUGGCUCUCUUGCUGAUGUCCGCCGCCUGGUGCCUGCACUGGCGAAGAAGGAGAUGGAGAACGCCCUACCCCAGGGAGCAGAGGAAGACACUGAGGCCCAGAGAGAGGAAUCACCUGCCCGAGGACACAGAGCCGGGACUCGGAGAAAGUCAGCUAGAGACUGGUUCCUUCCUCGACCACGCUGCCCCGCUCACUCUCCCCCCGGGAUGGAGGCAACGCCAGCCCCCAACGCCAGCCCCAGACCCACCUAUCCCCCUCUGUACAAAGUCCUUGUCCUCAGGAAAUUGUAUAUAAAUCAUCCUUUUCUACCA
Molecule: messenger RNA, 1041 nt
Organism: Felis catus (domestic cat)
Lineage: Eukaryota; Metazoa; Chordata; Mammalia; Carnivora; Felidae
Gene: FLT3LG
Product: fms related receptor tyrosine kinase 3 ligand
Exons: 8
Coding region: 146-1024 (292 amino acids)
Biological process (GO): positive regulation of cell population proliferation
Cellular component (GO): cell surface; membrane
Molecular function (GO): receptor tyrosine kinase binding; cytokine activity
Source: RefSeq, a predicted model, not a curated record